UUCCUGUACGACACAGUGGUGACCAUGGGAAGAGAAUGUUUAUCAUCAAGGCAACAAGUUUUUAUGAUUCUCGAUUUUUGAGCUUGUUGAGAUACUAUUUAUUCCUGACGGGAAUACCAGUGGCUGUGCUCUUGACAUACAUCAACGUCUUCGUUGGUGAAGCUGAACUUGCAGAGAUUCCUGAAGGUUAUGUUCCAGAGCACUGGGAAUACCACAAACACCCCAUAACCCGCUGGAUAGCUCGUUAUGUACUUGACCCCCCUGAGAAGAACUAUGAGAAGGACAUGGCCCUGCUUGCUGUGGAAGUGAGGAAAUCUGAGCUGAGGCUGCUGGAGCUGGAGGCACGCAGACUGAUGAGACACCGGGGAGAUGGGCCUUGGUACCAUUAUGAAACGCCUGACAAAAAUCUUGUUGACAAUUCUAUGAAAGCCACACCUGAUAAUUAAACAAUUUUUGAGCAGUGUGCAAGGUCUUCAGUGCAUACUGACAAAUUGUGACUGUGCUGUGGAACAGACAUCCUGCUGUUUGCUGAUGGAAAUGAAUAAACAGUGUUUGUGUUGAUUCCAGUA
Messenger RNA from Zonotrichia albicollis (white-throated sparrow), 569 nucleotides. The record is from RefSeq and is a predicted model, not a curated record. Lineage: Eukaryota; Metazoa; Chordata; Aves; Passeriformes; Passerellidae.